This is a messenger RNA of Truncatella angustata, 1400 nucleotides long. Its product is annotated as NADP-dependent oxidoreductase domain-containing protein. Gene Ontology annotation, molecular function: oxidoreductase activity. Lineage: Eukaryota; Fungi; Ascomycota; Sordariomycetes; Amphisphaeriales; Sporocadaceae. The transcript has 3 exons. The record is from RefSeq and is a predicted model, not a curated record. Bases 268 to 1260 code for a protein of 330 amino acids.
AUCAACAACGCCAAGAAAAUUUAUCCGACCAUAGCGACAGACGGGUGGGGAGAAAAGCCGGAUACACUAUAGUUCAGAUAUAUCGCUGUCUAGGGAGAAGGAAGAGAAAGUCGGUUGUGUAUCAUACGUCCAGUUGCCGCAAAACGUGCUCCUGCAUAAGGCGACUCUGCGUCGUUGGAACCGUCCUCAUAACCCAUUAGUUAUUCUGCACGUGUGUAGCAUCAAGUUCAACUCUACAGGGAAAAAAGAAAAAAGAAAAGAAAAACCAUGGCAACAAAAACGAGGAACCGCCUGAUCCUGGGUACGAUGACCAUCGGCCCGGACCCGAAGCUUGGCGCCCGGAUCACCGACAUCGAGGUGUACAAGCAAUGCCUGUCGUACUUUGCCUCGCGGGGCUACCGGGAGGUCGACACGGCACAGCUGUACGUCGGCGGGCGGCAGGAGGCGUUCACGCGCGAGGCACUGGCCGGGCUGCCCGACCUGAGCUUCGAUGUAGCGUCCAAGGUUUACCCCAAACAGCCCGGCGACCACGCGGCCGGGAGGCUGAGCAGGGCCUGGGACGAGAGCCUGGAGAAUCUCGGUAUCGACAGGCCCGAUAUCUUCUAUCUGCACGCGCCGGACCGGAGCGUGCCGUACGAGGAGACGCUCGAGGCGGCGGAUAAGCUCUACCGCGAGGGAAAGUUCGGGCGGCUGGGCCUGAGCAACUACGCGUCGUGGGAGGUAGCGGAGAUGGUGGGCAUCUGCGAGAGGCGCGGGUUCGUGAGGCCGGCUGUGUAUCAGGGCAUGUACAACGCUAUCACACGCGCCGCCGAGUCGGAGCUGAUCCCCGCGCUGCGAAAGUUCGGCAUCUCGUUGAUUGCCUAUAAUCCGCUGGCCGCGGGAUUGUUCUCCGGUAAGUAUACCACGCUCGACAAGCCUGCGGAAGGCCGGUUCAGCGACUCUAGCAGCCUUGGGAAGAUGUAUCAGGAUCGGUUCUUCAAGCAGUCGAAUUUGGAUGCGCUUGCACUUGUCGAGCCCGUGGCAAAGAAGCAUGGCAUCCCAUUGAUUGAAGUUGGCCUCAGAUGGGUUAUCCAUCAUAGUCAGUUUGAAGGAGCCUCGAAAGGUGGCGACGACGGGCUACUUUUAGGGUUUAGCUCUUAUGAUCAGCUGAUACAGAAUGUUGAAGCAGCGGAGAAAGGUCCACUUCCAGAUGAUGUGGUUGAAGCGCUUGAUAAAGCUUGGGUUAAGGCGAGAGGCGAUGCACCCACAUAUUGGCGUUAGUAUCGAUACUGUGACCAAGAUUAAGAAUAUCAAGUUUCGAUAAUGCCACCAUCUCAUGUAAGUUGCAACUUAUAGGCCGAUGUCUUGUCCUGGUUCGGUCAGUCGUGAUCGUUUCUCGCACGCGUGAUUGCCCAGAGACU